Hyalella azteca is the source of this 4504-nucleotide messenger RNA. RefSeq lists its product as uncharacterized. Lineage: Eukaryota; Metazoa; Arthropoda; Malacostraca; Amphipoda; Hyalellidae. Gene Ontology annotation, molecular function: DNA-binding transcription factor activity, RNA polymerase II-specific; zinc ion binding; RNA polymerase II cis-regulatory region sequence-specific DNA binding. Gene Ontology annotation, cellular component: nucleus. The transcript is spliced from 8 exons. The annotation marks the transcript as partial. Gene Ontology annotation, biological process: regulation of transcription by RNA polymerase II. The record is from RefSeq and is a predicted model, not a curated record.
UCCAGACUACAGUCCACCAUCACGCUUGGGAGGAGUCGUUUACCCUGGACACCCACCCACCUUCGGGCAACCCGCACCCAUCGACGAGCAGACCGAGCCCGUGGACUUCAGUUCCCCCAACGAGCCCGUGAACUUCUCGCUGCCCCGGCCCCUCGACUACCCUCCUCCUGCCCACCACGGCUGCCCGGCGCCAGAUCCUGGAUAUGCUUCCGACAGAGCGGCUCAUGAUUUCCGCAACAUGAAUGGCUACAACGCCAUGACAAGCCGACCGUAUGACGUCACGUCGGCCUAUAACACCGGUUACAUGGGCUACCAGGGCUACCAAGGAAGCUAUAUGGGUGCAGGGGGCUAUGGUGCGGCCAUGGGUCCAGUGGGACCAGACUACAUGUCUUCUGCAGCGUGUGGGACGCCGUACCAAUUGUCCCCGUCUCGCACUCAGCCUCCUCCAACUCCCCUGCCUGAGAGUGGCGUCCGCCCGUUUGCCCGCAGCAGCAGUCGCCGCGACGGCAAAGAGCUCAUCCAAUGCCCCACGCCGGGCUGUGAUGGCAUGGGCCACAUCACCGGCAACUAUGCCACCCACAGGAGCUUAUCGGGAUGUCCGCGCGCCGAUCGCUCCGCAAUCCAGCAUCAGACCCAGGAGCUGAAAUGCCCUACGCCGGGAUGCGAUGGAAGUGGUCACGUCACAGGCAACUACUCUUCACACCGCUCUCUCUCCGGAUGCCCAAGAGCAAACAAACCUAAACAUAAACCCAAAGACUCUCAAGACUCCGAACCUCUACGGUCGCUGUGGGAGAGCCCGACACCGUUUGCCACUCCGCCGACGUCCAAUUGCCCAGUGAUCGGGUGUGAUGGCUCUGGCCAUUCGUCCGGCAAGUUCAGCAGCCACAGAAGCGCUGCGGGUUGCCCUAUAGCUAACCGACAAAGAAUGACUCGCGACGGUAGAGGUCUUGGUGCCUCGACGGUCUCAACUGGAGUUACAAACCCAGCCACGUUGCUGGCCGCGGCGGCAGUGGCUGUAUCCUACGGAUCUGUGGACGUCAUGCAUCAACAGCAGCAGUCCUCGCUUUUUGCUGCUGCCGCUGCAUCCCCUCUUCUGCAAUCCAUGCAGUCACAAAACAAGCGCAUCAAACUCGAAGAAAAUUCGUUGUUAUCGACCAAAAAUGAAGACGUGCGCCCCAUUGGUUCGGACUCGGGGACCUCGGAGUGCCCACCGGAGCAGACCGCGAACGGGCCUUCCCUGGGGCACCUCGCUCGGAGCUCACCCCAUGACGGCUCCUGUACGGGAGCCUCCCUAACACCAGGACAGAAGGUAGCGGCUGGAACUGGUGAGGGGGACUCCCGUGCAGUUAAAGAUCACGUUAAACAACCUGGCGCAGAUUCUUCACUAACAUCUUCAUCUGGCGGAACUUCAUCCUUUACUUCUGCCCCGACAACCGUCACUUCGUCACUAACCUCUGCUUCUUAUGCAGCCACUUUUCAACAAUCACCAUCGUCUUUCACUCCUGUAACCCCGCAAUCAGGCGGCAUCUUCCCAUCGUAUUCAUGCGCGCAUCCUCAGCAGCCACCACCGUCACUGACUGAUGCUUAUCCAAACUCCAAUCAUUUCGACUCUUAUUUAUCUAAAAUUCAUUCACUAUACACCGACACCUUCCCAGAGGAUGCUUCAUCCAUGAACUUGUAUAACUCUGUGCGACCUGGUUUACACGACUCUUCCCUUACUUCAACUCCACUGUGCGCUGCCAAAACUAGUUAUGGUUGGUAGACGAGCAUCGCGGUCUCCAAAUCAAGAAACCGAUGCUCUUGUCAAUCAGUUCAGAAAUAAUUGUAAACAAAUAAAAACAACGUUUCAGCGACCUUAACCACAUCGAGAGAUGAUCCUGCUGCUCGUUAUUAAUUACCUUAGUUUUGCGGGUGAUUCCUCAUAAUCAACGAUCCCAAAUAUGAUAUAAACUUGUGUUUAUUUAUAUUCGUGAGACACAAUUUUGAAUGAAAAUAUAAGCCUUAUGAACGACUGGUCUGGAAAUGGAUCGAUUAAUCAGCAGAUCUAGCCUUUAAUUGACUAGUCGCGUCAACUCAUUCCUUCAUGGGAAGUUCCCUUAAAAUUUGAUGUAAUUAACAGAUCUAAAUUAACGUCAAAAUGGUGAAAAUAGAAUAAUAAAUAACAUGAAAUAAUUCAUGUUCAGAAAUUAGGAUAUAAUUUAUUAGUCAAAUGAACGAAGAAGACGAGCGAGUCCUCGUCAAGAAUAGUCCCAAGAAGUUGUUAUUACUCGCGGCCAGCUGGAAGAACAUUCGAUUGUACGAAGGUGUGUUCUGCGUUGCUGCUGACUUCUUUAAAACCAUAUCAUGACAUUGCGAGUGACGCGUUUGUGCUCUUCAAAGGAAGAAGUGCUAUUAUGCUUAAUUUUGUUUAUAUUAAUUACAGAAGCUGACUGUGGCAAUUUAAGAAAGCUUUAUUUCGUUGCAUACUUAAUAUCUAUGCGAUGUCCUUGUAAUAAUAAUAACUAUUCAGCUCGUUGUCGCUACAAAUGGAGGGAAAGCAUCAACUUUAAAAUAUAAAGUUAGUUCAUAAUCUAACAUAGACGGUACAACCUUUUAUGACCAAAGCUAGAGGAAUGAAAGUAGUUUUUAAUCGAGUCCUUUGGUGCGCUAGAUUAUAUUGUUGAUUGUUUGUAUGAGUUAUUUGCUAUUACUCUUUCCUGCGUUUCGUUAUUUAUUGAUGAUGUUCAUUGUUUGACCCGUUUAUUAUGCAUUAUAUUUUGUUAGUUAAUGUAAUAGGUGAUGAUUCUCAGCAGAAAAUACAAUCUACAGCCUACUCCUCCUUCUCGAACUUGAUAUUCGCACUGAUUUGGCUUGACAAUCACAGCUUGUGCAUCUCGUAACUAGGCUGGCCCAUUCCCCGAGGCAAGUCGAGCUGACAUCGCUAGGCCCUGGCCGAGAGUGAAGGUUGUUGGAGGAAGUGGCAACCGUAUUUGCCACUAUGUUGAGUCUAAUUUAGUAUUAUUUUCCAAUGAAUUGGAGUGCGGUAGCGUGUUUGUUAGUACAAUGCUGUACAUUUGUGCUUGCACACAAUUAUUGUACAGAAAACACCUCAUCAACUGCUGAAUGUACAGAGAUAGAAGCAUAAUUAACGAUACAUGUUAUGUAUCAACAUCAUUAACAGGGUGGUAGUAACCUAUUUAGUUAGCUUGUACCUUUGUCAUAUUACGGUUCCUUCUGGUGAGGGCUGAGUGACCCAUUAAAUAUGAUGAAAACUGAAUAUUUAUUGCUAAAUUCUACUAAAGGGGAGCUAAUUCGAUUUAUAGAAUUUCAUUACAAACUCUGUCAUUUGUGGCAGGAACGUAGGGAGAUUUAUUUUCAGGGGAAGAAAAAUUCGUUUACUUCUAGCGAGUUUAACUUCUGUUUGACUUAAAAAUUUGUCCCGUUAAUUUUAAAAUUAAAGCGAAAUUGAGGCAAUUGCAGAAAUUUGGCGGGAUUUUUCAUUUGAUCGACAGCGUGUAGGUGAAGCAAGAUUAUAAGCCUCGACAUGAACCUAUCAUGGCAUGAUCUCUUCGUUUCACCCUUAAUGCUGACGAUUAUUUUUGUGUAGAUGUGCUCUUAAUUUUCCUCAAUAAAUAAUUAUGUCGGAUUAAGCAUCUAUAAGUACUGAAACUGACUUGCUGAAGCAAAUAAAUCUGUUUAUGGUGGCCACCGUUCAUAUUUGGCUAAUAUAUAAGAAAGUGCAGUGUUGGUAUCCUCGUAAAUUGUACUGAACUCCCGAGUAUCUCUAAGACUGCUAUAUUAGUUGUUUGUGUUGGUGUUUGUGUACAUAAAGCGUAUAACCUUCUAAUAUCAUCCUAGAUGUGUUGUCUAUAAUUAUAAUUAUUGUUUGCCUGGAAAAAUUUUGCUUCUUGAAUGAACAUAGCUUUUGGUUAAAAGAUGCUGUCGCUCGGUUUUUUGUCAACAGGAUGUGUACACAAAGUCCAUUUUAUUUACGUUGCCAAUGACUUAUAUUGUCCCGUUCAACAUGCGAUCUCGAAAUCCUGUGCUAACUCUUCACGAGUUUACCACAGAAUACAUUCUUUUUGUGCGGACGAUCGUCGGGGCAAACUAAAAUAUUUUUCAUACUUUCACCUGACUUUUCAAACUGUUCUUGAUUUCAUUAAAAUUUAAAUGCAACUUGUCAUCAAAGGACAGUUAACGAUAUGCUUAGAGUACGGCUUCAUAGCAACGCAAUCAUGCGAAAUUUCAAAAGGGGACAUUCAAAUAAUUCUUUAUUCCAUAUGGUGUUUUUGCCUUGAAUAUAUCAUAAACAUAUUAAAUUCAACAACUCUUCUGAAGAAUUGGCCUUUUAAGAAAUAAAAAAGAAACUGUAAAGUAUCCUACAUGACGUCAACGUAUCAACAGAUUAGUAUCCUCAACCUUGUUCUUCGACAGUCAUACGCGAAAAAUAUCAUCUCGAGCGUGUGUAAAUUUGUAUGAAUGUAUCUUCUUAUUGAAUGUAUACUAAACCGUCAUUUCAAUUACA